This is a messenger RNA of Talaromyces proteolyticus, 3225 nucleotides long. Its product is annotated as armadillo-type protein. Lineage: Eukaryota; Fungi; Ascomycota; Eurotiomycetes; Eurotiales; Trichocomaceae. The transcript is spliced from 5 exons. Bases 379 to 3180 code for a protein of 933 amino acids. The record is from RefSeq and is a predicted model, not a curated record. Gene Ontology annotation, cellular component: cytoplasm. Gene Ontology annotation, molecular function: mRNA 3'-UTR binding. Gene Ontology annotation, biological process: nuclear-transcribed mRNA catabolic process, deadenylation-dependent decay.
CUAGCUGUCCAUCCCGCUCUUUUGAUCCUCACCCCGAAACGGUUCUGAAGGAUAUCGAUAACCCUGCUUGCCUACUGGACGGGCUUGCCGAAAGCUUUUUAACUUCUUGCGACUCCCUUCCGUGAGUGCUACCUGAAUCUUCCUAACCUCACGUGAGCAUUUCUUGCGCGUCUCUUCGCAUCGACGAUUAACGUGAGCACUCCCUAGCAGGGAUAUAUAAUUAUCAACAGUGCUACGAAAUUUUACUUGCAAUUUAUAAUAUCGUUCGGACCGAUUUGGCUACUGUGUUAGCGCAUCUUUAAUCACAGUUGGGCACAUUUGACCUAACUGAACUGACGUAAAUACGAUUAAUCUUUAUACCACCCUGUGGUCAUCACAAUGGCCUCAGCAAUGGCCACGAAUGGAUCUGGUGUCCAUAAUAAUACCCGUACAACCCGCAUGGAUUCCUCUUCGAACAUCAACAACGACCGAGCACGAUCCGUAAACACUGCGGGGAUGGGAAAUGGAUUUCCAAGCAGCAAGGAUCGAUGGGCAAACAUUUGGUCCAGUGGCAAAAACAUUGGGACAACAUUCAACCCCGAGACGGGGCCUGAGGGAACAGUUAAUAGAGAAAAUGCUUUCCAAGGCAAAACCGGGUCGGGCUCUUUGCUUGCUACAUCGGAAUCCGACGGAUGGGCAGGUCGCCACAGUAUCCCCUGGAACACCACUACGUCGGCAUCGACUUUGGGAAGUAACAGCAUGACCACAUCGCCAGUCGAGAGUCGUGCCGGUGAUCGAAAUGCAUCUACAAGAGCAGAGGUUGGAGACACGAGCUCUUACUUUACCUUGCCCCGCUCCUCUGCCAUCGGUCAAACGCAACCUGGUUCCGUCUCGAAAGGAUAUCUCAGCUCAGCUGCAGAGAACUACACAUCCCCGACCGAAGCUCUGUCGUUUGCAAAUUUCGGAAAUUUCAGAAAUGACGACCCAGCAGGUCAUAGGCAGUUGAACUCCUUUUCUGCUAACCCUGCUAAUGGUGGAUUUCAACGAAAAGCAAGCGUGGUCUCAAAUGUAUCGAAUGCCCGAGACUCCCAGGAUGUUAUUGGAUCUAUGACCAUGUCGCCGUUCUCUCACGUUGCUUCAGAGUCAAUUUCUGCAGGGUCUACCCACACAGGUAAUCAGAACGCUUAUUCGCACAUCGGUCAAAAUUCGAUCUCCAUGGCAUCACGCCCAUCUCACUCUUCUCACCCGUCCUAUCCAUCCGAGCCCCACGCUCUUGAUUCACGGUUCACCACUGGACAGAUCGAUAUUAGUACUGGACUGAACCGUCUACAAUUAAACGACAACCAAUCUCUUGGCGGCUAUUCGAACUCUCGGCGACCUUCGUACAUGCACCAGGGACCAAUCGACGUUUCAGCAAACCGUAUCAACAGCCAAUUCUCCUCCGAUGAGGCGAAUUACCAAGGAGUUGCUACGUACAGCGCCGACAUGACGGCGGAGUUUCCACUCUCAUAUCAGCAUAUUCCAAGAUUGGGCGAACGCGAAUCAUCACCUACAGCUGAUUAUUCACGUGCGGUUAAUAGUCCUUUUUAUCCCACAGUCGCAACACCUAUCCUUCGACCUUCAUCUAGUCAUCGCGUCACCGGCCAGGCUAGUGAGGGACAGCCGGCCAUUUUAGAUCGGAAAUUGCGCGGGUUGCAACAAGAGCAAGAUUUCAAUCAGGUGGCAGGUGCUUCGCUCCAACGUGUCUCAUUCCCUAGCAAUUACGAGCUCUCUGGGUACUCAGCCAAUAGAUUGAACGCAUUCCCUCCUUAUCUACAGAUGUCGUUUGGUGGUCUACCUGCGAUGGGUCAACGAGUUUCUCACCGUGACCCUGACCCUAGUCAAGUUGUGCGCAGUGCGGUUUUGGAAGAGUUCCGUACCCACAACAAGUCUAACAAGCGGUACGAAUUGAAAGAUAUCUACAACCACAUUGUUGAGUUCAGCGGAGAUCAACACGGGUCUCGAUUUAUUCAACAGAAACUGGAAUCCGCCAACAGUGAUGAAAAGGACCAGGUUUUCCGCGAGAUUCAACCAAACUGCUUGCAAUUAAUGACUGACGUGUUCGGUAAUUAUGUUGUGCAGAAACUGUUCGAACACGGUAACCAAUCUCAGAAGAAAAUAUUGGCAAAUCUGAUGAAGGGCCAUGUUCUCACUUUAUCCAUGCAAAUGUAUGGCUGCCGUGUUGUACAAAAGGCUUUGGAGCACAUUUUGACCGACCAACAAGCUUCUAUGGUCAAGGAGCUGGAGAACUACGUCUUGAAGUGUGUUCGCGAUCAGAACGGGAACCAUGUCAUUCAGAAAGCUAUUGAGCGCGUCCCAUCAGAGCACAUUCGGUUCAUAAUUAGUGCCUUCCAGGGCCAGGUUGCCAAGCUUGCCUCUCAUCCUUACGGCUGUCGCGUCAUUCAGAGGAUGCUGGAACAUUGCGAAACUCCUGACCGUGAAUCAAUACUCGCCGAGUUACAUAUUUGCACGGAAAGUUUGAUCCCCGACCAAUUCGGUAACUACGUCAUCCAACAUGUUAUUGAGAAUGGUGACGAGAAGGAUCGGUCUCGUAUGAUAUCGGCUGUCGUCAAAAAUAUUCAUAAUUUCUCGAAACACAAAUUUGCUAGCAAUGUGGUCGAAAAGAGCAUUGAGUUUGGCGAGGACACCCAGCGUCGAGAGAUUAUCCGGCUUUUGACAGCCCACAAUGAUCGAGGCGAGAGUCCACUGCUUGGACUCAUGCGCGAUCAAUAUGGCAAUUAUGUCAUCCAGAAAGUUCUCGGACAAGUCAAGGGCGAUGAACGUGAAAUGAUCAUCGAGGAGAUCAAGCCGUUACUCGGCCAGCUGAAGAAAUUCAGCUACGGCAAGCAAAUAAUCGCCAUCGAGAAACUAAUUGUCGACCCCAACGCUCCAAUGGUAUCCUCGAACUCGUCAAAUACGCCACCAGCGUCUCACAAAAACUCACCCCAACCUUCUCGUAGGUCAUUGACUGAUAUUAAAUCCCCAGUUGGUGGCGUAGCUCCUCCCACUCCGCCACCUACCGAUACCCAGAGCCUCCAUGGAGGCUCUGCUACUGACGGAUCUGUCGAUGGACCUGUCGAAUCGUCAAAUGGUUUAGCUGGCACAUCUGUUGCUGCCAUUCCUGAAUCUACUGUCACGCACCAGCCUGGAGCUGAUAUGUGACUUUCGGUGCCGGCGAAACCUCAAUGCAUUAAUUAUGCACCGAUG